CGAAUCGUGUCUCUUCUGGAUUGCACAUGGACUUUCUUCUCGCCGAAUUAAUUUUUAUUUCGCUCGGUUUGUUUAUUCGUUUUCCGCGUGACCAAUAACAGAAUACGUGUUGUGGGUCGUGGUUGAUGUUGGGACGUGCUGACUGUUCUGAGUGAAUGUGGGUUUAUUUCCUCCGUGUGUUUCAGGGAAUGGCUACACAUGGACAAAGCCGCUCCGCUGGUGGUUCCGCCCCGCAUGGAGAGGAGCGUCGAGGGACGACGUCGUCGCCGGCAAGGGAAACGAGUCGGGGAGGUGGCGGUGGGGAGGAAGAACGACGGGCUCAAAACUUGUGGUGCGACUACAGCAAACGUGUCUGGUAUUUGGACUGGGCGAGCCAGGACGGCUCCGACCCGUUACAACCACCGUGCGGGCCGCUCUUGUUCGUCGCCGUUCGCGCCGACAGAAUGCGUCUUGCAGGGUCCAUCGUCCAGUGGGUCGACGAUGGCGAAUACAAUUUCAAGUUUACGUUGAAGAAGCAUUACAGAAGUGAUGGUUCCGUCGACGACAUUGCAAAGAGAUGCAAGGUUGACGGGAGGAUGUUCGACGGGUACGGCCGGCGUGCAAUGUCUCAGUCGUCCUUUGUCCCGCUAGCGCCGGGGCACGACGAGGCCGUUCACGUGACAGACUUCCUCGAGGUCUGGGCGAUAUCUGGUACCUCUGUCAGUGCCGUGGACGUCGGACCUGGGACAUCGAUCAGUGGUCCUGUUGGGUUCGCGGGAGGAGAGUGCUCUGAAAGGGGGAUGGGAGAUCAGGGUGGCCUGCCAGCUACGCCUCCUGAUCAAGAGGUGGGCAUGUCAGACGACUCGAAGGACGACCAUCCGCGUGCUCCGUUGAAACCUGGCUUGCAUGGAUCUUGCCGCCAAGGUUUGCUUGGGGAGUCGACGCCACGUGGGGGCGACGAUGGCGAACGAAUGCGACAGGGCUCAGAAUCGACGACUUCUCGUGGUCUGGUCGAAAGGAUCGGUUCGUUCGUUCGAGGCAUGCAGGUGGCCGAGGUUUGGCCUGGAGAUCGCUCGGGUGGUCCGCAGGUUCGAGAGGUGCGUGGAUCAGAUGAGACGACUCGCCGCGCCCGACCUGCGCCUGCGCAACUGCAGAUGGAGUUGAGCCAGGAACGAGAAGCAAGUGGGAACGUCGCCGGUGAGGAGGAGGUGUCCGAGCAGGGGAUGUUCCGUGAGACAUCGGCAGAAAAGACUCUGUCGGGAGGCAAGCGCAGCUCGCCGGAUGAGGAAAAGCGAGAGGGAGUAGGUGCUCUAAAAAGGCAGAGAAAGGUAGGAGGGAGUGCUCGAACGCCAACAACACGAGAGGGCGGUUUCGUUGAGAAGAGGAAAAGGGUUGGAGGUGGGGAUGAAACGCCAAAAGACUCGUCGACACGACGAAGAACCGGUGAGUCUUCCGGGAAACGGUCGAAAUCAUCGAGGGGGAAGAAAGUAGAUGAGGGCGACAGCGGGGAGGGGGAUGACGACGUGGACAUUAACCUCAACGCCUUUAACCUCGACAAUGCGUUCUUCCUCGAGAUGCAGAUAGGGGUGCAGAGGGACGUCGUGUUGCACAUCCAUCCCGAAAGAAUAUUAGCUAUUCCAGACUGGGAAGACGCGGACAACCACCGAUCCUUGGACGAGUUCCUCGUUGAUACCAUCGUGUCGGCUAUGAUCGACUGCUACGAACGUAAAGACAUGAGAUACACGAAGCCCAUUUUCGUUCUCGCUCCGAUCGUCGCACCUCCAAAGAACGGCGAGCCUGCUAUGAGCAUGCUGCCUGCUGACUUCGACAGCUCACAGUCGGAGAAAUACUGGUAUUAUCCUGCGUGUGGACAACAUAAUGCGAGGGCGCCGAUGAAGGUGAAGGACCAUCCUGUGUUUGAGUACUACAACUUCUGUAAAUGGCCAUUCAGAGCGAUCUACUUCCCUAACGACGAGUUCGACGGCUACGCCUAUGUCAGCUGCGAAGACAGCAUGAAAGACAAGAAGAAUCCACCGCGCUUGCAGGUUUUGUCUAUGCGGGGCAUUCGCAAUAUCUGAAAAAUUAAGGGCAAACCGCGUGUGGUGCUCGGCAAUGCCUCG
Molecule: messenger RNA, 2099 nt
Organism: Chara braunii
Lineage: Eukaryota; Viridiplantae; Streptophyta; Charophyceae; Charales; Characeae
Source: the annotation of a GenBank genome assembly